This is a messenger RNA of Scophthalmus maximus (turbot), 5513 nucleotides long. It is a transcript of the gene fmn2a, whose product is annotated as formin 2a. Gene Ontology annotation, cellular component: endoplasmic reticulum membrane; cytoplasm; nucleus. The transcript has 17 exons. The coding region runs from base 43 to 4563 and encodes 1506 amino acids. NCBI's taxonomy places the organism in Eukaryota, Metazoa, Chordata, Actinopteri, Pleuronectiformes, Scophthalmidae. Gene Ontology annotation, biological process: intracellular transport. The record is from RefSeq and is a predicted model, not a curated record.
GUGUAGGUCAUCUCCCUUCUGGAUGAAGCCACAGUGUUCAGGAUGCAAACUAUUAAGACUGUAGAGACCCAAGUGCCCUUUCUGAAAGAGAGCUUCUUUACCACCACUUUCAAAGGAAGGAGGAAGAGCAGCGUUACCAACCUCCUCCGUAAACAACAGCACUCACUCCUUAAUCAACAAAACCAACAACAGUGUAUUUUAGAGGAUCACCAGCAGCAUCCUCAGCUAUUUCUUCCCCUUUCAAUCGAAAAUGGACAAGGCCAGCUCACUCCGGAGCAUCAGCGGCUUGCCCGCUCAACCAGCAGCCCGUUAUGCAAGACAGCCGAGUUUACAGGAGCAGAUGGGGAUAGAAAGGAGGGGCAAAAAGAGAGGAGGGAUCAGAGAGCGAAAGAGGCUGUGCAGGGGAAGGGGGGGAAGCAAGCAGUGAGUGGUAGCAAGCCCGCGGCUGUCAGUGCCAGUCUCCUCCUCCUUUCAUCAUCAUCAUCAGCGUCACCAGGGGAGGCAGCAUCAUCCUCACAGCUGCCUUUUACUGUGGUGGGCAGACAGCGGGGAUUACGUAGCUCUGAAAGUGCUGUGACCAACAGAGGACCAGCAUCAGUAGCAUCACAGGAGGCAGCCCAGCGUGCCCAGCGUGCCCAGCGUGCCCAGCCUCGACCCCAGCAGUAUGGCCUGUUAGCCAAGGGUGUCCGCCUGCUCAAGAACAUGGGGAACCAGGAGACAAAGACCAAGAAAGGGGGAGGAAGUGGUGGAGCACCAGGGGAUGUCUCCUGUGAUGGUGAUGCUGAUGAGAUGGAAGUGGACAAAAAAUCUAAGAAGUCCCACAGCAAGAUAAGUAAAGGAGGAGGAGAACAAAGUAGUAAGAAGAAAGCAAAGUCAGAGUCAAAAGGUUCUGUUUUUUCAGGCAUCAGGAAGAGUUUAUCCAAGGCGAAAGGCUUUUCUAAGGAUGACAUGUUGGAAGAUGGGAGGUCUGCAAACUUUGGUAAAGCAGGGCUCAAACGCAGUGCAGAGGUGAGCCUGUCGACUGCUGAGAUAGGAAUGCUAUCAGAUGUCGAUGGAGAUCUAAGCUGUCACCAAUCUAUAGCGGAUGAGUUUGGCCAGAGGACAAGUUCAGGGUCAGACGCUGACCUCUACAGUUUUCACUCUGUCGCAGCUGAAAAUGAAGACUUGCUCUCUCACAUCCAGCAGGCCAUGAGAGAACAAUGUUUGGCCAGUGACAGGGCACUGGAAAGGGUAACUGGCCAUUUACCUGAAGACGGGACCUCUGAGGGGAACAAAGCCCCUGAGACGGGAAUGUUUCACCAGCAGUUUAAUAUUGAUAAGGAAGUUGGGAGUGGAAGAGUGGAUCAGGAAAUAAGUUUUGGGUAUAAGGAAGUAGAAAAUGAAAGCUGUGAUAUACCCAUAUCAAGAAAUUCUUCUGGUCCAGGGUCCUUGAGUGAGAGUGGUCCACCAUUUUCAGCCGCAGAUACUGAAAGAAGCAGUAGCAGCCUUUUCCCAAAGACUAACAGCACAUAUAGCUUCCCCGAUACUACAGCCACCACCACAUCGUAUGAGAGUGCAGAGGAGCCCCAGGAAGACCUGGAGAGCCCAGUUCUUCACCCAGGUAAUCUGGCUGCACAGAGCAAAGACACACAUAUGCCAUGUGUUCGCUUGGACCCCGUGGUGGCAGGGCCAAUGGGGGCUCACAAAAGUGCUAGCAGCAUGGAACUGUCCAUGGAGAGGGAGGAGCAAGAGGAAACUGGUAGACAGGACCUCCUGUCCCUGAAAAGAAGGAAGAGUAGUAUGUCUUUUAGCCAGCUAACAACAGAUAGUCCCCAUGUUUCUCUUCCUAGACGGACAUCCUCCAGCUCCCCCUCCACUGUCAAACUCUACCCUCCAGUCCACCCCUCAUAUGUUAAGACCACCACCAGGCAGCUCACCUCACCAAUCGGCUCCCCUAUCACCAGCCCCAAUGUGCCCAGGAAAACAGACCCUACUGUUAUUCCACUGGAAUCCAAGGGGGCCCAGGGAUUUGGGAGGAGCAAGCAAAGGUCCUGUUCCAUUGCUGGGCCCCUCACUGUGUCUGCAGAGUGGUGCGAGGAGCUGGAUGAGCAAAGAGGAAGGCAGGGUGGCGAGGCCAAUUUCCCAGAGCAGGAGACACCAGAGAAGAUUCACACAGGUGGGACAUACUGGACACUGGGCUCCAGGAGAGCACAUUAUGGUCGACAGAACUCCACAAGUGCAGUGCCCUAUCUGGAUGUCUUCUCUGGUCGGGCUCUGUUGGACAGACUGUGUAUGCUUCAUGGAGAUGGGUCUACAGAAGAGGAGGCAAAGGAGUUGUGUCACCGAAUACGGGUCCAGGGUCUGCUGCAGCCCUUCGGCGAAAGCUGCGCAGGGCUCCCGGGUGACAGCACUUCCUCAGCAGUCUUUCACGAAGAACAGCUGUACACCUGGGCAUCUGUCGGCCUGCCAGUGUCUUCCCACAUGUGGGAACUCUACGGGGGGCGGAGCACGAGCAGAGUGCAGAGCAUGAGGUCCCCUUUGACACCAGGAGCUCCACACUCUCAGACAGAGUCCAGCAGGUUGAAGUCAGGCCAGUCAUCCUCAGAGGAUGAAAGCUGUCUCGUCCCUCAACUGGAGAAGACCAUUGAUGACCUGCGGAUUAAGAUCGCUGUGUUGCAGGGCCAGCAGGCCUCCUCGGGCAGCAAGGGCAAUAUUGGUGCUCUGGGCGUUGCGCAUAACAAGGAGACGCAGUUAAGAGAGGGACGUUUGGGAAAGACGAUCCAGGAGGUGUCCGUCCAGACCUCGCCUGUGGAGGAGGGGUUUAAGUUUGACGUGCCUCGCAGCGGAGGAUCGGGCAGCGCCGUGUCCUCUGUUACUUCCUCCGUACCCAAAUCUACAGAGGGCUUUGUUUGCACAUGCCAGCAGAUGCAACAGAGCAGCACCCAUCCACCCCCACCUCCCCCUCCUCUACCCCCUCCACCUUUACCAGGCGGUGUCCCUCCUCCUCCACCCCCACCUCCCCCACCCUUACCUGGUGUUGGACCUUGUCCACCACCGCCGCCUCCUCCUCCUCCCCUUCCACCACCACCACCAGGUUUUGGACCUCCACCACCUCCACCACCUCCCCCUCUGCCUGGUAUGGGCCCUCCCCCACCACCCCCUCCACCUGGAAUGGGCCCCCCACCACCGCCACCGCCCCCAGGCUUCGGGCCUCCACCUCCACCAGGCUCCAUGCCCUCCAUGAUGGUCCAGGAAGUUGCCCCUGCCAAGGUUCUGAUAGAGCCCCCCAAGCCAAUGAAGCCACUCUACUGGACACGCAUACAGCUGCAUGCUAAAAAACAAGCUACCUCGCUGGUGUGGGAGAUAAUCGAGGAACCAAGUGUGGACUUUGAAGAGUUUGUGGAACUCUUUUCCAAAAGUGCUGUGAAGGAGAAGAAAAAGCCUAUUUCUGACACAAUCAGCAAGUCUAAGGCCAAGCAGGUGGUGAAGCUAUUGAGUAACAAGCGUUCGCAGGCGGUGGGUAUUCUGAUGUCCAGCAUCCAUCUGGAUAUGAAGGACAUCCAGAAUGCCGUCCUAAAUAUGGACAACGCUGUCGUUGAUCUGGAGACGCUGCAAGCCCUUUAUGAAAAUAGAGCUCAGGUUGAUGAGAUGGACAGCAUUAAAAAGCAUAUCAAAUCAUCCAAAGACAAGGAGGAUGCCAAGCCACUGGACAAACCUGAACAGUUUUUAUUCCAGUUAUCCCAAAUCCCCAACUUCUCUGAGCGGCUGUUCUGCAUCCUGUUUCAGUCAACUUUCCAUGAAUGUAUCACCUCAGUCCUCCGCAAAAUAGAAAUCCUUCAGAGAGUAUGCAAGAUUAUCCAGAGUGGUAAGUGUGUGUUGCAGGUGCUUGGCCUAGUGCUGGCUUUUGGCAACUUCAUGAACGGAGGUAAUCGGUCUCGAGGGCAGGCUGACGGCUUCACCUUGGACAUUCUGCCCAAACUGAAGGAUGUUAAGAGCAGUGAUAAUUCCCAGAGUCUUUUGUCCUACAUUGUUGCUUACUAUCUAAGGCACUUUGAUGAGGAUGCUGGUAGGGAGACGUCCGUCUACCCACUGCCCGAGCCCCAUGACCUUUUUCAGGCCUCCCAGUUGAAGUUUGAGGACUUUCAAAGAGAUCUGCGCAAGAUGAGGAAAGACCUCAAUGCAUGUUCGGCUGAGACAGAAAAAGUUUGCAAAUUGUCCUCUGGAGAGAACCUGCAACCCUUUAAGGACAAGAUGGACACAUUUCUUAGCCAAGCCAAAACGGAACUGGAGACCCAGGAGAAGGAGCUGGCAGACACGCAGAAGAUCUUCGGAGAGUUGAGCAUGUCCUUCUCAGUCAAACCCAAGGCAGGAGAGAAAGAGGUCUCUCCCAACACUUUCUUCUCCAUUUGGCACGAGUUUUCCACUGAUUUCAAAGACCAGUGGAAGAAGAAGAAUAAGCUGAUGUUAAAGGAACGGGUCAAAAUGGCCGAGGACUCCUUCAAACAGGCCAGAGAGAAGGCGUCCUACAAUGUGAAACCCAAACAUGCCUCUGGAAUAAAAGCAAAGCUGGGUCAGAAGAUCUGAAGCAGAAAAUGGAAAAAAUGAUCAUCAUCGAGCCUGUUGCACAAGCACUGUUUGUACAAUCUGACAUGAGUCAUCGGCCGUUUUUACAUUUAUGUGCUUCCCAUAUUUGUUGUCAAUUGAUUUAGAGCUGUUUUUAUUAUACGUUGGCUCAAAGUGGAUAUUGUAUUGUUUUUCAAAGUGGAAUUCAAAAAAUUGUAUUACUCUGCCACAUUUGAUAGUACUCGCCAGAAAUGGUGCAAAGACCUCAUUAAACUGAGACCAUUAAAAUAAUUUGAGUCAUUUGCCAGAAAAAAAGUUAAUAGGACAAUUUGUAGCGACACUGUAUCCAACCUUCCUCAGUAUUUUAUGAGCCAUAUGCAGUUUAUGUUCAAUGUCAAAGCCUACUUUGCUUGGAAGACUUGAUCACUUCCUGUUGUACUUCUUUCUUUCUCCCUUAGUGGUGGAAAGCACAGUAUUUUAUAAGAUAUCUUCUUGGUACGUACGCAUCACCUGCCAGACAGGAAGUGCCUUACCACAGAGUAGCGGUCCAAUGAGCGCUGGAGAACAAAGCUUGUGUUCUGAGACAUAUCAUCUGUGAUUAAAUGUAUCGUGUGAAGACGGAACCAGUUUCACACAGGCAUGACAUCUGCUUCUCUUAACCGUUUCAUCGAGUGGGUUUCAGAACUUAUUGGUUUUACAUGCAGCGCCUCGUUUAUUGUGGUUUCAAGUUUUUCUCAACAAAAGACGCCAUGCACACCUGACUGGUGUGAUCCGACAGAGACCUGAUAUCCUUUUACUCUGCACUAUUGUUGUUUCGCUACGUGAGUGUGUGAACUCCCACAUGCUAAUUGAGGAAUAGAAGUGAUGUGAUGUGAUGUUCAUACAAUACCAACAAUAUGUUUUGAUGGAAUACCCUGGACCAUGAAAAGAUAUUUAUUGAGUAAAAGAAAAUACAUUAAAUUCUUAUAGAA